Bathycoccus prasinos is the source of this 228-nucleotide messenger RNA. The record is from the annotation of a RefSeq genome assembly. NCBI's taxonomy places the organism in Eukaryota, Viridiplantae, Chlorophyta, Mamiellophyceae, Mamiellales, Bathycoccaceae.
AUGACAAUUCCCAUGCACGGAAUCCAUGGGAAUGAAAAUGCCCAUGGACAACGCCCCAGAAGGAGUUUACUGUGUUUCCCAGAUUGCCCUAGUAUAUACAGCGAAGUCCUGCGUCAAAGUCGAAUUCAAAAUGGGUUCGGUUGCUCGUCUCGACUUCUCUCAAACUCCAAAAAAUUUAUAGUUAGACACCACAGACACAGAAAACAUAGAUCACACAAAGGUCAUUAA